Molecule: messenger RNA, 1377 nt
Organism: Tetrahymena thermophila SB210
Lineage: Eukaryota; Ciliophora; Oligohymenophorea; Hymenostomatida; Tetrahymenidae
Exons: 1
Source: RefSeq, a predicted model, not a curated record
AUGAGUGGUGGAGAUAGAGAUAAAAGAAAAAAGGAAGACGAUAUUGAUGAGCAGAAGAAUAAAGGCCAUAGAACAUUAAACAAGAAACUUAAGAAAAAGAGAAAGCAUGAAAAGGAAGUAUAAAAAGAAAAGAAGUUAAAGAAAAAGGAGUAUUAAGAGAAAAGGGAUAAAUAUAGAGAAUAAUAUUUUGCAUAAGCUCAAAAGCCAAAAAAGAAAAACAACAAAGAUAGCAAGGGAAUAAAAAUUCAUAAACUACAAAAAACCUUGAAUAAAUUCCUUAAAAUAUAUGAAGAUGACAUUGAAGAUUUUAAAUCUAUAUUUACUUCACUUGAUGAAGGAGAAGAAAUUGAAAUUUAGGAUAUUGAAAAUCCAAAAAUUAGAAAAUAUCUUGCAAAGAUAUUCAAGUAUCUUAAAAUCAAGCAAAAAAGUGGAAAGCCUGGUUUCCGUAAAUCUCUGAAAACAGAUUUCUCUCUUUCUACUUACAUGUUUAAUGUUAUUAAUGAGGCAAUCAAUUAAGAUAAAGAAUCCAAAUCAGAUAUUGAUUCUGAUAAUGAAGGGGAUAAUUAAGAUAGUGAUAAAGAGAGCUAAAAUAGUAAUUAUGACUCAGAUUCUUCUAGUGAUGAUGAAGAUGAAAAAGUAAAAGAAAAGAAGCCUUCUAAAAAGUUGAAAAAAAAUAGCGAAGAUGAAGAUUCUGAUGAUCUAUCAGAUAAAGAUGAUGAUGAUGAAGAAAGUAAUUAAAAAAAUUAGAAGCAAUAAAGUAAAUAACUUGGCCCUUAAUUACCAUCUGUUAUAGGACCAUAGAUUCCAAAUUAAAUUGGACCAUUAAUUCCUAGUUAAAUUGGACCUAGAGCUCCUUCUAAUUCUGUUGGACCAUCAUUAAUUAGCUAAGAAGAAAAAUAGAAAUUCAUAGAAGGUUCAAUAUCUCAACCAUAAUAAAAAGCAAAUAAUGACUGGUUAGCCUAAGAUUUAGAUUCAUUUUUGAAUGACUCUUUUAAAGAAGUUGAGGCUUCAAAUGUUAAAAAGUUUUUACUUAAUUAAAAAGUUGACCAUAAUAAAAAAAAGGUAGGGCAAAGCUUAGAUAGUUCCCGUUUGGCUCCUGGAAGCGCCCCUAUUGAUUUAGAGCAUAUAUAAAUUGAUGAUUCUGAAGCAAGAUAAAGUGCUUCUGAAUAUGAAUCAAAAUAUAGAAAUAAAACUCUUAUGGAAAUGCAUUAAGAAAAUUUGUUAAAAAAGAAGCAAUAAUAAGGAAAAGACACUUUUAGAAAACCAUUUGAUAGAAAUGAAGACCUAAUUAUAAGAAAAACUGAUUCAAAAAAAUUAAUGGCUGCUAUUAAAGAUAGCUUUUAGCAUGGGCCUAAAUUUUAACCUGCUAAAAACUGA